AUGAAGUUUGAUACUAGCGGUCUCGAAUCCACUGCUUCGGUUUUUGGAACGGCCGGCGGGGAUCUUGUUGAUGGGUUUGCUGCUGCUGCUACAGCUUUUGAGCUACCCGCGACUAAAGAUUUUGAUGGCUUUCAGAAGGAAGCUGUACAGAUGGUGAAGCCAGCAAAGGGGACAACUACUCUUGCCUUUAUCUUUAAGGAGGGUGUCAUUGUUGCAGCCGAUUCUCGUGCUAGCAUGGGAGGCUAUAUUUCAUCACAGUCGGUUAAAAAAAUCAUUGAAAUCAACCCCUACAUGCUUGGUACAAUGGCUGGAGGAGCUGCUGAUUGUCAGUUUUGGCACAGAAAUUUGGGCAUUAAGUGCCGGCUACAUGAAUUGGCAAACAAGCGUAGAAUUUCAGUUACAGGGGCAUCAAAGCUUCUGGCAAACAUUCUGUUCUCUUACCGUGGAAUGGGCUUGUCUGUUGGGACCAUGAUUGCUGGUUGGGAUGAAACGGGUCCUGGACUAUAUUAUGUGGACAGUGAAGGUGGAAGGCUGAAAGGAACAAGAUUCUCUGUUGGAUCUGGUUCUCCAUAUGCAUAUGGUGUUCUGGAUAGUGGGUACCGAUUUGAUAUGUCAAUUGAAGAAGCUGCAGAGUUAGGUAGAAGAGCUAUUUAUCAUGCAACAUUCCGUGAUGGAGCCAGUGGUGGAGUCGCAAGCGUUUAUUAUGUGGGACCAAAUGGAUGGACGAAACUAUCUGGUGAUGAUGUCUCAGAGCUCCACUACAAAUACUAUCCAGUUGUGUCAGCAGAAACUUCAGAACCGGACCAAAUGGUUGAAGCAUAA
Dovyalis caffra is the source of this 822-nucleotide messenger RNA. The record is from the annotation of a GenBank genome assembly. Lineage: Eukaryota; Viridiplantae; Streptophyta; Magnoliopsida; Malpighiales; Salicaceae.